AUGCCUGGCUCUGGGCUCUGCAGCUGCUGGGGUGGCCGGGUGCUGCCCCUGCUCCUGGCCUAUGUCUGCUAUCUGCUGCUCGGCGCCACCGUCUUCCAGCUGCUAGAGAGGCAGGCAGAGGCUCAGUCCAGGGACAAGUUUCAGAUUGAGAAGCUGCGCUUCCUGGAGAACUAUACCUGCCUGGACCAGUGGGCCCUGGAGCAGUUUGUGCAGGUCAUCAUGGAAGCCUGGGUGAAGGGCGUGAACCCCAAAGGCAACUCCACCAACCCCAGUAACUGGGACUUCGGCAGCAGUUUCUUCUUCGCAGGCACGGUUGUCACGACCAUAGGAUAUGGGAACCUGGCACCCAGCACAGAGGCAGGCCAGAUCUUCUGUGUCUUCUAUGCCCUGGUGGGCAUCCCGCUCAACGUGGUCUUCCUCAACCACCUGGGCACAGGACUACGCGCCCACCUGGCCACCCUUGAGCGGUGGGAGGAUCAGCCCAGGCGCUCCCAGAUCCUGCAGCUCCUGGGCCUGGCUCUGUUCCUGACCCUGGGAACGCUGGUCAUUCUCAUCUUCCCGCCCAUGGCCUUCAGCCACGUGGAAGGCUGGAGCUUUGGAGAGGGCUUUUAUUUUGCCUUCAUCACUCUCAGCACCAUCGGCUUCGGGGACUAUGUCGUUGGCACGGACCCCAGCAAGCACUACAUCGCAGUGUACCGGAGCCUAGCGGCCAUCUGGAUACUCCUGGGCCUCUCCUGGCUUGCCCUGAUCCUCUCUCUAGGCCCCCUGCUUCUGCACAGGUGCUCCCAGCUCUGGCUGUUCAGCAGGGGCCUCAACCUCAAGGAAGGGGGUGCCCCUGGGACUGAUGGGCUCCCCAGACUUCAGAAGAUCCCCAUCUCUGCCUGAGACACCCCAACUGGCCCCACAGCCUCUCCCAGCUUCCCCAAGCCCACCCCAUCUGCCCUCUGGAAUUCCUGCUCUACCUUCUCCUCUCCCAACCUACUCACUUCCUGGGGGUUCUCUGGAGAUGGGCAUGUCCAAGGUAAUAACGGAUAGGCAAUGU
This is a messenger RNA of Loxodonta africana (African savanna elephant), 1042 nucleotides long. RefSeq names its product potassium two pore domain channel subfamily K member 16 (gene KCNK16). Bases 1 to 885 code for a protein of 294 amino acids. The record is from RefSeq and is a predicted model, not a curated record. The transcript is spliced from 5 exons. NCBI's taxonomy places the organism in Eukaryota, Metazoa, Chordata, Mammalia, Proboscidea, Elephantidae. Gene Ontology annotation, biological process: potassium ion transmembrane transport; stabilization of membrane potential. Gene Ontology annotation, molecular function: potassium ion leak channel activity; outward rectifier potassium channel activity. Gene Ontology annotation, cellular component: plasma membrane.